Molecule: messenger RNA, 1769 nt
Organism: Drosophila persimilis
Lineage: Eukaryota; Metazoa; Arthropoda; Insecta; Diptera; Drosophilidae
Product: kalirin
Exons: 7
Coding region: 124-1650 (508 amino acids)
Biological process (GO): axon guidance
Cellular component (GO): cytoplasm
Molecular function (GO): guanyl-nucleotide exchange factor activity
Source: RefSeq, a predicted model, not a curated record
ACGGCGACUACAGAAUCGGAAUCGGAAUCGGACUAGUGUUUUUCGCGUUUUCUUAUCGAAAUGCAUCGAACUCGAUUCCUUCGAAGCGAAAGCCCAUAAAGAACAGUGCCUAAAAUCCUCAGUAUGGAGUUGUUCAACUGGUUCGAUGUGAUAUCCGUUGCCCUGACAUUCCUCGCGAUUGUGAUAGUGCAAGUGUUGAAUGUCUAUUUGCACAUACUGGACGAUAAUACGAGUGGCAAGACAAUCGAUGUGGUUGACACAGCCGUGGCGAAGGAAUGUCGGACUGAAGAGGCGCCCAGUUCACCCGUUAGUUCGAUAUUGACGACUCCACCCAAACCCAACAAAAAUGGCAAGCUGGAGAAGCAAACAAGUCUGCUGGAUAGUGAUAGUGGCAUCUCAUUGAGCUCCAUCUACACCUCAGCAACGACAGCGACCACGGCAGCCGCCAACUCAUCUCCAACAUACCGAACACACAAUGGUUUCCUCUCACACACGCUCAGUUUCGAGACUCUGGGCGAUGAGUACCACGAGGACGAGGACACACUGUCGCUGGAGAAUCUGUUUCCCUGCGAUCAAACCGAAAUCUACGCCUCGCGGAAGAUCAGCUUCAUCAUCGACGAGCUCAUCCAGACGGAGGUCAACUAUGUGAACAAUCUGAAGAAGGGUCUGGCCAACUAUGGACACCUGGCGACCGUCGAGGACCUGCCCGAAGGCCUCCGCGGCGAGCAGCGCCAGCAGCUACUCCUGGGCAACGUCUCCGAGAUCUUGGAGCUACACGAGAGGGAGAUUCUACCGCUGAUGUUGCGCAAUCAGCGCGAUCUGAAGGGUCUCUUUGAUGAGUUUGCCGGGCACUUUGAGAAAAACAACUUCUACUGCUACGUGAGCUUCACCAUGGGCAAGAAGUCUUCCAUGCAGCUGCGUCAGGAUCAUCGCGAAUGGCUGCAGGCCUAUCAAACCACGAUAAAAGACAAGCUGGGCAUCGAUAGCUUCCUUGUGCAGCCCAUACAAAGACUGACCAGAUAUCCAUUGCUGUUGCAGCAAUUCAUAUCGGAAUUCUACAAGAGUGGAAUCAGCUGCAAGCCCGUGCUGACCGCCGUUUGCAAAUUGGAGACGCGUAUGCGACGUGCUCUGGAUGUGGUCAAUCAGGCCGAGGAGAUACCCAACAUAGAUGAGCUGAAUGAGCUGGAUCUCCUGCAACUGGGAAACUUCCGACGUGCCACAGAGUUCGAUGCCCAGCACUUUCCCACGCGCAAGAAAUACCGCGCCAAGAUCUUCCUCUUCGACCGGUGCCUGGUGUGCACCGAGGUGCGCAAGAAGCGACUCGCCUACCGCCAGCACUACCACUGGGAGCACGUGGAGCUGCAGCGACCGCUGGAGCUGACCGCGUCCAAUGCCAACAAGAUCAUCAAUCUGCUGGUCAAGCAGCAGGACAAGGACAAGCCGGGCAGCGGUGCCAGUGGCAGUGGCAAGCGGGAGGAGUACUCCUUUGUGGCCGCCGAGGCGUCUGUGGUGAAGCAGUGGCUGCACGCCACCCACAAGAUCAUCGAAAUUGCCCGCAACGAGCACGCGCAACGGAACACCUUCAGCCUGCCCAUGGAUCUGGUGCUGGGAGUCGGUCUGGCCAUCUGGCUGAUAUGGCAGUACUUGUAGAGAUCAUCCUGAAUCCUGAAUCCUGAAUCCUCAAUCCUGAAUCCUAUUCCCCAUCCACUCACAACUCUAGACCAUAGAUAAACGUGUAUAGGAAUAAAACUAAGUUAUUUCGUAGCCAA